UCACAAAAGUUACAAAGUCAUUGUAGUGAUCGUCGUCUCCAAACUUAUAACAAUCGGUAGAAAAAAUAACAAAAAAUGUUUGCGAUUUAUUUGCUUUGUAUUGCAGCAUUUGUUGUAACUCCAUCAAGUGCGGGUGGAACCGAAGAUUUUGUGGCAAUUGCAGGCGCCAUCAAUUGUCUUGAGAAAGAAGUAAAAAAUGUCGUUGGUGAUGAUCGAAAGUAUAACACUUGGUUUACUGAAGUACAAAGGUUAAGACAAAGUAAUUCAAAUGCAUUUCAAUCUUGUACAAAAGGAAUGCGUUUCCAACCUUUUGAUGCAUGUUUUUCGACAUUUGCCACGAUUAUGAGAGGUCAAAUCAAUCUACAGGUUAACAAACUAUCAACUAUUGAUAAUACCAAAAAUUGGAGUCAGACAGUUUCGAAAUGUUUGUAAUGAACAUACGAAACAAAUACUCUUAAUAAAUGACUUUAUUAACUGUUUCCUCAAUAUUUAGAGCAUAAAAUUGUAAUUAAAAUGGCAAAGAGAAUAAAGAAUUAAAUGUUGUAAAAAAUGAAGGCUUCAUACAUUUUUGAUUCCUGA
This is a messenger RNA of Contarinia nasturtii (swede midge), 579 nucleotides long. RefSeq lists its product as uncharacterized. NCBI's taxonomy places the organism in Eukaryota, Metazoa, Arthropoda, Insecta, Diptera, Cecidomyiidae. The transcript is spliced from 3 exons. The record is from RefSeq and is a predicted model, not a curated record. The coding region runs from base 76 to 432 and encodes 118 amino acids.